Chlorocebus sabaeus (green monkey) is the source of this 2794-nucleotide messenger RNA. It is a transcript of the gene HMGB2, whose product is annotated as high mobility group box 2. Gene Ontology annotation, biological process: regulation of transcription by RNA polymerase II. The record is from RefSeq and is a predicted model, not a curated record. NCBI's taxonomy places the organism in Eukaryota, Metazoa, Chordata, Mammalia, Primates, Cercopithecidae. Gene Ontology annotation, cellular component: nucleus. Gene Ontology annotation, molecular function: DNA binding.
GAAAAACCGCAACUUUAUUUUUUUUGUGGUAAAACAUACACAACAUAAAAGUUUCCAUUUUACCCAUUCCAAAGUGUAUAAUUCACUGGCAUUAAGUAUACUCACAAUGUUGGACAACCAUUAUCCAUUUCCUAGGAAAAUACAUUUUUUAAGAUCUCAUUUUUAUUAGUAAACAUAGAUAAACAACUGCUGGUUUUCAAGUACUCUUAUGAUAACCAUAUAUAAGCCAAAGAGCAUAGUCUAACAAGUGCCAAUGAACUUACGGAAAAAUUAAGACAAAAUAUUUAAAUUUCUUGAGUCAUGCAACCUAUAUGCCAAAAGUGGGGGGAACCCCUCAAAACUAAAUACCACAGAAAUAGUACACCAGGAUGUCAAUUAAAGUCCUCUACCUUGGGAAAAGCAGCUUGUGACGCUGGUAAGCAGUAAGGUAAUGUAGCUUUGGCGCGUUCUCCCUAUACUAACACGGAGGUUCUUAACCCGCGCUUGGAGGAGCCUGUAAAAUGUGGCGACAUGCCGUUUGGAGGAUAUACGCAACUGGGGGUGGAGUAGGGAGCAUGGCAUUGCUUUUAUGCGAUUCUCAAUUUUUAAAAACUGUCACACUAGUAGGAUGAGGCAGUGAAUGCCCAGGCGAAGGCCAGGCCAGCCAAAGACAGGGAAGCCGCCGGGCUCCGAGCUCCCGGUGUGCGGCGUCGGGGCCCAGGCGCUUGGGGAUUGGAAUUCCGGACCCGGCAGGAGGGGGCGGGGCCGGGGGAGACAAGGCGCCGCCUCCGCCCCUUCGGGACCCGGAGGGUGCCCUUGUUUACCUCCCAGUAUUUGUCACCCGAGACAAAGAGGGAAGGAAGGAGGGGCCUUCUGAGGGAAACUCCCUCGGCGGGAAGCACCUACUUUCAGAACGUUUUGUAACACCCCACGGGACGCGGGAACGGCUCCCUCCCGGCCCCCCGCGCCCUUUCCGAGGUUCCCUGCCUUGACUUCCCCGAGUUCUACGCCAACCUCAGCAACAGCGGGAGGAGCUGGGCAAUCGGUUUUGCAGUGCAAACUCCAGGCUCUCCCCAUUUAUUCUCUGGGCGGCUCAGGGGAGACUCUGCAGGGUCACAGAGCAGAGCGACUACAGCUCCCAGGAGCCAACACUGCAGGGCUGAGCCGAGGCGGGACACAGACAGGACCUAAAUGGUGGUCGGAGGAAGGGCAAAGCGGACCUCUGCUGUUACCUUAGCGCCAGCAAACCGAGCCGCCGCCUUCGCCAAGCCAGGAGACCAACCCCCUGUCUCCCGACUAGGUAUUUUUAAAUCUGGCGGGGCUUUCCCUCCCGAGCCAACCACUCCCACCGUUUACAGUCCCAGCCAGUCAGCGUGAGGCCCGCCAUUUUUCAAACCCUCUUCCCGCCGCCAAUCAGGAUCGAGCAGUACAUUCCUCUCCUGACCGGUUCUAACGGGUCUGGGAGUUAACGACCUGGGCGACCCACCGAACCUGCUAGGCUGGGGCGUGGAGGGCGGGUCUGGUAAGACACUGACCAAUCGUUAGCCGCCGUGGCAAGGGGGCGGGGACUAUCUGGGUUUGAAUAAUCGUCAGAACCAAUCAGAGAAGUGGGGAUGUGGCCUGUGGCCUAGCUCGUCAAGUUGCCGUGGCGCGGAGAACUCUGCAAAACAAGAGGCUGAGGAUUGCGUUAGAGAUAAACCAGUUCACGCCGGAGCCCGGUGAGGGAAGCGUCUCUGUUGGGGCCGGCCGUUCUGCAGGACUCUGAGGAAAAGCUCGCACCAGGUGGACGCCGAUCUGUCACCAUGGGUAAAGGAGACCCCAACAAGCCGCGGGGCAAAAUGUCCUCGUACGCCUUCUUCGUGCAGACCUGCCGGGAAGAGCACAAGAAGAAACACCCGGACUCUUCCGUCAAUUUCGCGGAAUUCUCCAAGAAGUGUUCGGAGAGAUGGAAGACCAUGUCUGCAAAGGAGAAGUCGAAGUUUGAAGAUAUGGCAAAAAGUGACAAAGCUCGCUAUGAUAGGGAGAUGAAAAAUUACGUUCCUCCCAAAGGUGAUAAGAAAGGGAAGAAAAAGGAUCCCAAUGCUCCUAAAAGGCCGCCAUCUGCCUUUUUCCUGUUUUGCUCUGAACAUCGCCCAAAGAUCAAAAGUGAACACCCGGGCCUAUCCAUUGGGGAUACUGCAAAGAAAUUGGGUGAAAUGUGGUCCGAGCAGUCAGCCAAAGAUAAACAACCAUAUGAACAGAAAGCAGCUAAGCUAAAGGAGAAAUAUGAAAAGGAUAUUGCUGCAUAUCGUGCCAAGGGCAAAAGUGAAGCAGGAAAGAAGGGCCCUGGCAGGCCAACAGGCUCAAAGAAGAAGAAUGAACCAGAAGAUGAGGAGGAGGAGGAGGAGGAGGAAGAUGAAGAUGAGGAGGAAGAGGAUGAAGAUGAAGAAUAAAUGGCUAUCCUUUAAUGAUGCGUGUGGAAUGUGUGUGUGUGCUCAGGCAAUUGUUUUGCUAAGAAUGUGAAUUCAAGUGCAGCUCAAUAUUAGCUUCAGUAUAAAAACUGUACAGAUUUUUGUAUAGCUGAUAAGAUUCUCUGUAGAGAAAAUACUUUUAAAAAAUUGCAGGUUGUAGCUUUUUGACGGGCUACUACAUAGUUAGAUUUUACAGCUUCUGAUGUUGAAUGUUCCUAAAUAUUUAAUGGUUUUUUUAAUUUCUUGUGUAUGGUAGCACAGCAAACUUGUAGGAAUUAGUAUCAAUAGUAAAUUUUGGGUUUUUUAGGAUGUUGCAUUUUGUUUUUUUAAAAAAAAUUUUGUAAUAAAAUUAUGUAUAUUAUUUC